AUGCCUCAUAAGGAAGAACCAUAUACCGAAUUCACUCCGGAAUUAUACCCGCCGUUCCCUUCAGAUGUGCCUACGGUCUCGCUAGAGACAAUCACCCUAUCUAAACUUUUCAAUGGCGACGCCGUCGAGCAGGAUCGCGUGUUCGAAGCAUGUGUCGGACGCGGCUUUUUCUACUUAGACCUAGACGGCUGCGCUACAGGGAACACCAUCCGCCGGGGUGCCGAGCAGAUUGCGCUGGCGGGAGAACGUGUAUUCCGGUUACCACUGGCUGAGAAGAUGGACUAUAAGAUGGCCAAGUCUCUAUUCGGGUACAAAUAUGCUGGAUCAACCGUAACAGAUAAGGCUGGCACUCGAGAUACUGCCGAGUUUUUCAACGUGGGCAAAAAUGACAUGAUUGUGCCGAACGACCAGCGCGCAUUCUGUCGGGAUGAUGAUUAUGAAUAUCUUGCGGAAAGGCUUGGCAUUGAUCCAUCCGAGCUCACGAACCGCCAUAGAAUAGAAGAGCCCUCGGGAGACCAUGUCCGUAUCACUAGGGGCCCGCCCCGAGAAACGGAUGAGAUGCCCGAGAUUCAGACACCCUCGCACACCGACUUUGGGACGAUUACCAUCUUGAUGAACUGGCUGGGUGGACUCCAGGUCUGGUCUGAGUCAGCAAGGAAGGCACAGCUUAGCAACGGCCAACCAGAUGUGCCCGGGUGA
This is a messenger RNA of Daldinia childiae, 699 nucleotides long. RefSeq lists its product as uncharacterized. The transcript is spliced from 3 exons. The record is from RefSeq and is a predicted model, not a curated record. NCBI's taxonomy places the organism in Eukaryota, Fungi, Ascomycota, Sordariomycetes, Xylariales, Hypoxylaceae. The coding region runs from base 1 to 699 and encodes 232 amino acids.